Messenger RNA from Eremothecium sinecaudum, 6129 nucleotides. RefSeq names its product GTPase-activating protein BEM2 (gene BEM2). Gene Ontology annotation, biological process: small GTPase-mediated signal transduction; regulation of GTPase activity. The coding region runs from base 1 to 6129 and encodes 2042 amino acids. Lineage: Eukaryota; Fungi; Ascomycota; Saccharomycetes; Saccharomycetales; Saccharomycetaceae. Gene Ontology annotation, molecular function: guanyl-nucleotide exchange factor activity. The transcript has a single exon. Gene Ontology annotation, cellular component: cytoplasm. The record is from RefSeq and is a predicted model, not a curated record.
AUGCCGCUCAAAUGGACAUCUAGAGGCAAGAAGGCGACUGCCUCGACUGCCUCGCCGUUUUCGAAAACGGGAGGUUACAGUGGGACGAAUGUGGCGGACGAGGAUCGGACUGUAGGGGCCUCCCGGGGGUCUUUCUCAGCGAGUUCAAGCCCUACAUCGAAGGGAAAGGUUUUGCGUCAGUCUCAUUCACAUGGAUCGAUCUACUCUGAUGAGCCAACUACGAAAGGAUCUCAGUUAUCGCAGGGGUUGCCGGCUGCUUUAACUGUGGCCCCGGGCCCUGGACAGGGAUCACAACAGCAGAGUGGACAUAGGAGGCUGGAGUCUGCUGAUAAUGGGAAGCAGCAGGGUGCUGGAUCGGAUAGUGGCGCAGAAGCUAGUGCUGUAGUAAGCCAGGGCCAAACGAGAUCUGUACAGGCGGGGAAGUCGUCUAUGGUGCCGCAGCCGGAGACUUUGAACCCAGAGACGUAUGAUUCUACGGUUUUUAAGCUUGGGUGGGUGAAUAAGGCUAAUAGCGGACCUGCUCUGUCUGGUUCACACCGAGAAAGUAGGUAUAGCCACCAGGUUAGCAUGUCCAUCUCGUCGUUAGGGACUGAUAGACAGUCGCAGUACACUAGUGGCGUUGCAUCUAAUGGACAGAGUCAUACGAAUGCCAACUUCCGGGUGCAUAAAGCGCAGUUGAAGGGGUGUGUUUUAACUUUGUACAAGUCAGGCCUUGGGAAUGUGAAAUUUUUUGAUCCAUCAUUGGAACCUACUAUGCAUAUACAAUCUGGGCCACAGCGGCAAGAUACGGUGGAUAAUAAUGGAACAUGCUCACAGUCACAAGUGCAGCAGUCGGGUGAAUACUCGUCUCCAUCGUUACCAACGGGCGAACCAAUAUCCUUCGAUGCCAUACCAAAGUUGGAAUAUUUAAGUGUAACAUAUCCACACCCUCAUUUGCAUUUGGACCAAGAAGGGAGAGUAUUAUCCGGUUCUAUAGAAAGCUUAUGCCAUGCUGUUCUUUUUGCACCCUCCGAUAGCGUAACCAAGCCAAGCGAUAUACUAUUGCUGCUUCCGUUACUUGAGAGCUUUAAUAAAACGUUAAGUUAUUUUAAUGCAUUCCGCAUGGCGUUUUCAAAACGCAAAAGUGCCACACAGACUUCUCUGAGUGGAAAAUCUCAGCAAUGCCUUAUUAGUGCUGAAUCCGAUAACUUGAUCACGGAGAGACUAGUUCUUGUUUUGCGGACAAUUUUAGAUGUUUUUUCUGGAUUUCUAUUGGAUGACCUAACCUUCCAGUUGGUGGUGGCAUUGUUGGACACUAUAUCUCUGCAUGAUGAAGAUGUUUCACAGAAUAUGAAGCUGUUAAUAGUUGAGCGACAAGCUGAACUUACGAAGUUAACUGCUUUUGCCAACGAGCCGUUGGAUAGUUCUAAGUUAGAUGCAUUAUUAAACGUUGAAAGCUUUUUAAAGUUGGACGCUGAUACUAUUGUCCGCCAGAUUCACGGCAUUAAUAUGAAGUUUAGUAAGUCAUGGGGCCCACAGCUGGAUUAUUCAUUAUUGUACGAUUCACAGUACUCCAGUAAACAUGCGAAGUUAAAUCCAUUGCUUUUUUCAAACAAUGGCAAUAUCCAGUACUUAGGGCGUCUACUUGUUACACAUGUAUUCUGCCUUGAUUCUUCAGUUUCGCCUAGGAGAAGAGCAGAUAUUUUAUCGAGAUGGGUACAGUUAGGUUGUAAGUUUGAAAGACUGGGAGAUAUGGUAUCUUGGCUAGCGAUUGCUACCAUAAUAUGUUCGAUUCCAACUUUACGUUUAAUUAAAACUUGGCAACACGUCCCAGAUUCCUACCUCAAAAUUAUUUUCAAAGGAUGGGUCCCUACGAUUGUCCAGUUAGAUAGGAGGCAAGUUUCAUCAAGAACAACGAACAGUGUCUUUAUAUUGGCACCUCCUAACCUAAAUGAUAAAUUCAUUCGGGAAAACGUCAUACCAUACUUUGGAGAUUUGGUUAUUAGAGCAACUGAUCUACCCAAAGAAACAAAGUUUAAGUAUUUGGACAAGAAGAUCCGCCGCACCAAAAAUGCCUUUUACAAAUGGCAACAAAGAUUAGAACAAGAAACAUUAAAUCACCCAGAUACUGAAUCUGAUUCAAAGAAUAAGUUAGCAACUGGAAAUUCGGAAUCUGAGAACUUGGAUUUUUACCAAUAUUGGAAGUAUCAUGUGGGGUUACCACCUAUGAAUAUUGAAAAUAUUAUGGAAAUGAGUUUGAAAGUUGAGCCUCCUUCUAUAAGUGAGGAAUCAUACUCAAGAAUGAUAACAGGACAGUCAUAUGUUGCUAGUGGUGGUUACCUACCGGUAGUAUUUACAUCAUUAUUGCCUAACUAUUCUUUGUUUCCUAAGGAACUGUUAAUUACCGCGGGAACUGUGAAUUCGAACAAAAUAGGUCAAAUGCCUAAAAUUUUUACCGAUAAUUUUAAGCAAACCCAUUUUAACGAUAUUAAGGAUAUUGCUGGGUCUACAAAUGUUAGUGCCCAUCUAGCAAAGGAUCUGUCGUCAGAGGUCCUCGACAAAAUGAUUGUUCUUAAACAUGACAUUAAGAAAGCCGAAGUAGACAUUAAAACAUUGAAUGUGUCCCAUGAUGUAGUAUUCAAAGUAAUAAGGGAAAGUACAGAACGUGAGGCUGAUUCUGAAAGCGUUUUUGUGAGUCCAAGACGCAAUUCGCAAGGCUCAUCGCAGCCAGAUAUUUCAUCUAUGAGUACAAAACUUGACGUCCUUGAAUUUUUCAAUGAUUCAGAUUCUUCCUCUGUAAGGCAAGACGACGUGGAAUUGCACGUCGUGCUAAAAUCUGCAAGUUUAGAGAAAUUGUUUGAUUUCCUAGUUUUGAAAUCUUCGGUAUUUUGUAAUAUUAUAACUACGGAAGAUAUUGCAGAAUACUUCUCUAUUCGCAAAAAGAGUACCACUUCAGAGGAGAUUAAAGAAUACUUUACCAUCAAUAAAAAGGAAGAACCUGUCAAAGAUUUUACUUUGAAAAGUUCAAAUAUUCGUCUUUUAGACUUCGCUGCUCUUAGCGUUGUUAUGGAUCACGGGCUUUUCACGGAAGUUUUUUUUAAUACAUACAAGAGUUUCACUACUACAUUGUCCGUGUUGGAGAACCUAGCGAAAAGGUUUAUUGGAGCAAAAUCUUGCGUUAGUUCUAUUGGCAACUUAGAUAAGUUGGGAGUCAAGGAGAAUGCUGCGGAUUUAAUUAAAGAUCAUGAAUUAAAAGAUACAUCUAGGGCAUCAUUACUUUCUACAUCGGAAUAUGAAAAUAAAAGGUUUCCUGUCUGGGAUAUCAAGGUCACUAAUUUUGAUGUAUCUCAAUGGAGUUCCUUGGCCAAGAUACAGAUAUGUGUAUUGGAAGCACUUUAUCAUUUAUUAAAAGAACAUUAUUCAGAUUUUACGGAUGAUAUGGCGAACAAUAAGACCUUCUUGGAUAUUUUGAAGAUCAUUAACCAGGAAGUUCAUGAAGAAUGGGACAAGAGAAUAAAGAGUUUAAAGGUUGCAUCUGACGUUGACAUUGAGAAUGCUUAUUUGUCUGAGUUAAUAGAAUUACAGCAGAAAUUACAAGAUUUGUUCAAUAAAAUCAAAUCUGUUUAUCAAAGACAACUGUACAGGCCAUUGGGAGUAACAAGAUCUUGCCGGAAGGUCACUGAAUUGCUUGAAUCUUUUCAAGCACAAAACAUGUCUGCCAUCAUUCUAAAUGGCAGUACAGAUAGUGUUGACGAGAUGGCACUAGAAUUUCAAGCACUAAAGUAUGAUUCAAUAGAAUCUAUUGUAUCUUGGGUUUACCGAUUGGAUUCAUUCAUAUCUGAUAAACUAAAACUAGUUUCGGUGAAGGACUGGAUGCAGCUCACUCAUAUUCUAGAGUCUUUAACAAGCGACUCAUUGACUUCUUUUUUCAAGUUCCCUCUACGAUCAGUAGCAGAAGAACUGGUUGCGAGUGGAAACUCCCAACUUGAUGGUUUACCAAUAUUAUCAAUAUUUCCAUGGCUAACAAAUUUGGAAGACAGUGACAAUACACCAAUUAUUGAAAGGCUCCCCCAGAGUAUUCAUUUGCUAUGCAAAAUACACGCGUCUUUAACCCAUUUCUUUAUUGUUCACAUUUGUCAUCCCCAUUUAAGCUUGGAAAGCAGAAAUAACACUUUUGCGGUUAUUCUACAGCUUUUGAAAUUUGUUCGUGCCAAAAACUCCGCUAUUAAGUUAGUACAUUCGAGGCAGCCUGAGAAGGAAGUAACUUCUGAACAAUCUAAUCAUGUUCCUUCCUUCAUCGAAACCGCGCUUACUGACGCAAUUGUUUCUGCCGAGUCUAGAUUGUUUGAAAUGUCAUGGAAAGAAGCUUAUCAUAGAGUCGGUGGGUCUUUUAACGAGAAGGUGCCAUUUAUUGGCACAAUUUUUAACAAGUUGGAAAUUAGCGAUGAAAAGCUUCUAGAGAUUGAGUCAAAGCAACGAACUAAACUGAAGCUCUUCUCACCAUGUCCGGGAUGGCUCACAUGUAGGCUAUUAGAAAUUAUCCAGCUGAUCCCGAAUAUGAGUGUUGAAAGUCCAAAGCUUAUUAACUUUGACAAGAGAAGGUUUACUAACGACAUUAUUAAGAAUUAUAAUGAUAUUGUUUUAUCGAUGGAAAAAGUUUUUGAGAAGAAAAAGGAGAAAGCAGGAUAUGGUUCAAUUUUAUUUUAUGGAUCUGAAGCUAGUAAGGCAUUCAAAAAAGCCGUUAAAGAUGCUGCAACUAAUGAGGCUAGACAACUGAAGUAUCAGGCAACAGGAUUAUUUAAUGAUAUCUUGGUUGCAGAAGUUUAUAAAGUGCAAAGAGAUCAACAAAAGUUAGAUGAGUUAGUGAUAAUGGAACGUGAUUACAAAAAAACUGCCUCUUUUGUAAAUUAUGCCAAACAAUCACUAUCUUCUUCAACUAUUGCCAGCACCAAUUCUACAGUUUCGCAACAAAAAACCAUGAAUGCUCAAAACUCGAACAGUUCGCCUAAUAAUUCAUCUUCAGGCACUAAGCAAACAAGGCAUUCAGUAACGGCCAGAUGUUCAGUAAUUUCUGGAUAUCCGACCCCUGCAGCAUCAGGUACUUCGUCAUCUAUACCUUCCUCAACGUCACACCAUAGCGGGAUGGGGAAAAAAAUUGGUGGCUUUUUAAGAAGACCAUUCUCUAUUAGUGGAUUUUCUACAUCUCUACAGUAUGCCGCAAAUAAUGUUAUGCUCUCUGGAGUACAGACCAACGGGUCUAUAUCUCCAUAUGAGUUGCCCGAAAUAUCUGCGGAAAUACAAGACACGAAGCCAACAAUGACUAUUAAGACAUUCGAAAUAAAGUCAUGCAUCAAAUUAAACAACUACAGGCAGGAUCCUGAUAUUAUGCAUUGUUUUAAAAUAGUUAUGGAGGAUGGUAACCAAUACACUCUUCAAAGUAUCAGCGAACCUGACAUGAAUGAAUGGAUGAAAGCGAUUACAUUAUCCAAGCGGUACUCAUUCCAUUCUAAGAAGUUUAAAGGUAAGACCUCAAAUAAAAUAUUUGGCGUUCCUGUUGAAGAUGUAUGUGAAAGGGAAGGUACUCUAAUUCCCAACAUCAUCAUUAAGCUUUUGGAUGAAAUAGAAUCGCGUGGAUUGGAUGAGGUCGGACUAUACAGAGUUCCUGGUUCAGUAGGGAGCAUCAAUGCCCUCAAAAACGCAUUUGAUGAGGAAGGCGCUAUCAAUAACACAUUCACGUUAGAUGAUAGCCGGUGGUUUGAAAUCAAUACUAUUGCUGGUUGUUUUAAGUUAUAUCUAAGAGAAUUGCCUGAAUCAUUGUUUCUCAAUGACAAGGUGGAAGAUUUCGUAGGCGUGAUGGCUAAAUUCAAGAGCAAAGAGAUCGAUCUCCCCACCUUCCAAAAGGACAUAAGAGCGCUAUUGAGAGUGUUACCUGUAUACAAUUACCACAUUCUGAAACGUCUAUUCUUGCAUCUAAAAAAGGUUCAUCAACAUGUUGAAAAUAAUCGUAUGGAUGCCAGUAACUUGGCAAUUGUAUUCUCAAUGUCAUUUAUUAAUCAGGACGACUUAGCUAGUACCAUGGGCCCCAUGCUUGGUUCGUUGCAAACGUUAUUGCAGUACCUUAUCAAGAAUCCGGAACAUUAUUUUGACUGA